AUGAAAGCUAUUUUCUUCCUUGUACUUCUCGUUGCCAUCUCAUGGACCCUUCUUGACGUCGUCGACUCGAAAGGAGUUCCAGCUAAACGUGUCAAGAGACAGUAUUACGGAUACGGUGGAUAUGGUGGUUAUGGAUACGGAUACGGAGGCUGCACCUGCCCCACUUAUGCUCCAUGCCCACAUGGUGGAUACGGUGGAUACGGAUAUGGAGGAUACGGUGGAUAUGGCGGCUACGGCUACAAGAAAUAA
Molecule: messenger RNA, 249 nt
Organism: Caenorhabditis briggsae
Lineage: Eukaryota; Metazoa; Nematoda; Chromadorea; Rhabditida; Rhabditidae
Gene: Cbr-fip-2
Product: Protein CBR-FIP-2
Exons: 2
Coding region: 1-249 (82 amino acids)
Source: RefSeq, a predicted model, not a curated record